Messenger RNA from Puma concolor (puma), 2112 nucleotides. Lineage: Eukaryota; Metazoa; Chordata; Mammalia; Carnivora; Felidae. The record is from RefSeq and is a predicted model, not a curated record.
AUGAGUGGGCUACCGGGCGCCGGGACCAGCCCAGGCCUGGGAGAGGCCUCCGACCUUAAGUUCCCUCUGGGCGCCAAGUUCAGGGAACCUCUCACCGAGGCUCGGUUCCAGCGGCUCUUCGGGGGCACAAACGAGCACCAGGCUACUCGCGCCGAACCCCGCUCGUCCCGACUGUGCAGACGGUGGAGGCGGUUGGCCAGCGCUUGCUCCGGGCCGGGGGCGUGGCGCCUGCUGCGGGCGCGGCUGCCCCCGCUGCGUUGGCUGCCCCACUACCGCUGGCGGGCCUGGCUACUCGGGGAUGCCGUGGCCGGGGUGACCGUGGGCAUCGUGCACGUGCCCCAGGGCAUGGCUUUUGCCCUCCUGACCUCAGUGCCUCCAGUGUUCGGACUCUACACUUCUUUCUUCCCUGUCCUCAUUUACACCUUGUUGGGGACUGGUAGACACCUGUCCACAGGAACUUUCGCGGUACUCAGCCUCAUGACAGGCUCGGCGGUGGAACGGCUGGUGCCCGAACCCCUCGGGGGGAACCUGAGCGGAAUCGAAAGGGAACAGUUGGACGCUCAGCGGGUUGGGUCGGCUGCAGCCUUGGCCUUCGGUAGCGGGGCGCUGAUGCUGGGCAUGUUCGCGCUGCAGCUCGGCGUCCUGUCCACCUUUUUGUCGGAGCCGGUGGUCAAAGCGCUGACCAGCGGGGCCGCGCUGCACGUGCUCGUGUCCCAGCUGCCGAGCCUUUUGGGGUUGCCCCUCCCGCGCCAGAUUGGCUGCUUCUCUCUCUUCAAGACGCUGGCCGCUGUGCUGACCGCGCUGCCCCGGAGCAGUCCGGCCGAACUGACCAUCUCGGCACUCAGCCUGGCGCUGCUCGUGCCGGUCAAAGAAUUGAACGUGAGAUUCCGAGACAAGCUACCCACCCCGAUCCCGGGGGAAAUCGUUAUGGUGCUUCUGGCCUCUGUGCUGUGCUUCACCUCUUCCCUGGACACAAGAUACGUCUCAGAUUCAGGAUGUGCUGAGUGGAGAAUCAAGAUUAAUGGCCUGUUAUUGGACUGCUCCCACGCCUUACACCUCAUGUCUUGUUUCCCAACCCAUCUUUCCCGACCUGUUGUCUGGCUGCAGGUUCUAGAGGACUCACUCCUAGUCGCACUGGUUAUCACUUUUGCUGUCCAGCCUCCCCUAGGCCCUCCAUCUAUAGCAGGACAAGAUAGGCUACCUAUUGACUCCAACCAGGAGCUCUUAAGGAAUGGUAUCUCCAACCUCAUCUCCUCCCUCUUCUCCUGCUUUCCCAACUCUGCCACUUUGGCUACCACCAGCCUACUAGUGGAUGCUGGUGGGAACACACAGCUGGCAGGUCUCUUCUCCUGCAUAGUUGUCCUGUCAGUGCUGCUGUGGCUGGGGCCCUUCUUCUACUAUCUGCCCAAGGCUGUCCUGGCUUGCAUCAACAUCUCCAGCAUGCGCCAGAUGUUCUUCCAGAUGCAGGAACUUCCACAACUAUGGCGCAUCAGCCGCAUGGACUUUGCUGUAUGGAUGGUCACGUGGGUGGCCGUAGUGAUCCUGAGUGUGGACUUGGGCCUGGCCGUGGGCGUGGUCUUCUCCAUGAUGACUGUGGUCUGCCGCACCCAGAGGGUGCAGUGCCUGGCACUUGGACUUGCUGAGGGGACGGAGCUCUACAGGCCACUCGAAGAGAGCCACAAGCUCCUCAAGGUCCCGGGGCUCUGCAUCCUGAGAUACCCAACACCACUCUACUUUGGGACCCGCGGGCAGUUCCGCCGCAUCCUGGAGUGGCACCUGGGGCUUGGAGAAGGACGCAAGGAGACUCCCAAGCUUGAUGGCCCACCUGAUGCAGUUGCUGAGCCUGUCAGAGUGGUGGUCCUAGACUGCAGUGGUAUCACCUUUGCAGAUGCUGCUGGAGCCAGAGAGGUGGUACAGCUAGCCAGGCGAUGCCGAGAUGCUGGGAUCCACCUUCUCCUGGCUCAGUGUAAUGCCUCAGUGCUGGGGACACUGACCCAGGCAGGACUCUUGGACAGAGUGACCCCAGAGCAGCUGUUUGUGAGUGUCCAGGACGCAGCUGCUCAUGCCCUGGAGAGACUGGAGCCUACAGGUCCAAAGACAUGCACAGUGUAG